ACUACUCGGCUACCUCAGAUUUUAGCAUCUCAGCCAGGACACGCGCUCUCGUCGUGAACGCGCGUAAGCGGCGGUGAUGUAAACAGUAGCUAGGUUAAGCUAUCCGUCUUAAUCCAGCCGCUUUCCUCCACAGCACAUAUAAAAACACCGCUUGUCUGUCGUCAGACCCCAAAGCGUUGUCCCACUCUGGUUUGAGAGACGAUGUCAUCAGCACUUAGAGACCCGAAACCCGCCUUGAUCUUCUAAAAGUUUCGUUGCUGACGCACUAAGACGUUUUAAAAACUUUCUUCUUAAAGAUGAACAGUGUGAACAAGAAGGCACCCACGACAGCAACACAGCGACUAAAACAAGACUACCUCAGAAUAAAGAAAGACCCCGUGCCUUACAUCUGUGCUGAACCACUUCCCUCAAAUAUCUUGGAAUGGCACUAUGUUGUUCGGGGACCAGAGAAAACCCCAUAUGAAGGGGGAUACUAUCAUGGAAAACUGGUAUUCCCACGCGAGUUUCCUUUCAAACCACCUAGUAUUUACAUAAUAACCCCAAAUGGGAGAUUCAAGUGCAACACAAGGUUGUGCCUUUCCAUUACUGACUUCCAUCCGGACACUUGGAACCCUGCAUGGUCUGUCUCCACCAUCCUCACAGGGCUGCUGAGUUUCAUGGUGGAGAAAGGCCCCACGCUAGGAAGCAUCGAGACAUCAGAUUACACUAAAAGACAGCUGUCUGCGCAGAGCCUGGCUUUCAACUUAAAGGACAAAGUUUUCUGUGACCUAUUUCCAGAUGUUGUUUAUGAGAUCAAGCAGAAGCAAAAGACUCAGGAGGAGCUCCGUUCACGACCAAAAACUCUCCCACUCCCAGACGUGAUUCCAGAUGGAGACCAGGGCCAUUACGGAAUAGCAGCACUGAACGGACACGCACCUUUUGGUGUAGCAGCAGCCCCUCAGCCGCUUGCCCUCCAGCAGGCUAACCGUAACCACGGACUCCUUGGUGGAGCGCUGGCAAACCUUUUUGUAAUAGUUGGUUUUGCUGCCUUUGCUUACACGGUGAAGUAUGUACUCCGGAGCAUAGCCCAGGAAUGAGACAGGACUUGCUCGGGCUGAAGCCACCUUUGUGAGUAUCAAGUCACAAAAGGGAGCUCCUGUUCCUGCCAGGAAAAAAACUGAAACAACAAACCUGAUCCACCCUUCUACGAAGCUGAAGAAGAUCAGGGUGCUUUUUUUUUUAUUAGCGUACAGCAGAAGCUGUCUAGGCUGAAGGUUGUUCACCAUCUCUGGACUGCGUCAGUGCCUCAGCACAUGGCCACAUGCUUUUAAAAAAUGAUCAACAAGGGCCCACAUACCUGGGGCAGUGUUCUUUCAUUAGUCAUGUUACAGAAAAAAGUGUUUUGUCAGUUUAAACAUACAAGACCACUUUCAAAUGAGGAAUUAUUUAUAUCCACAGCACCUCUAUUUACUAUUUAUGGUUUCCUUUGUGUGCAUCUCCAUUUGUCCCCCUUGAUUUCCAUUGAUUUAUCACAUCUGAUUUCUCUGCGAUUGGCUUGGAGGUAAAUGUUUUUACAUUUUUUUGUGUAUGAUUUUAUUGCUGUAAACUUCUAUAUAUUAUAAUAUAGAAAGAUAUGGGGAAUAUAAAGUGCUAUCAAAAAAUGGAAAUUGAUUAGUUAUACUCAUUUUGUCAGGCAAGAAUCAACUGUGGCUUAUUUCUUUGCACUUUGUGAAAGCGGUUUAAUAAAGUGUGAUUUGAUUAUUCGAUUAAAAUAAUAAACAGCAUCUUUAUUGAUAGAGAUUUUGGAUCUCACUAAGUAUCUCUAAUAACUGUGUAAUUACAUGUGAACAGCAUAUGCAACGACAAUGUAACUACUAACGAUUUAGACACAUAGAUUACAGACGUGCACCUUAUGUAAUUACACAGGUGUGUCUUGAUAGUUGUAACAGCUUAUUCUCUCUUAUGUAUUUACACAUGGGUAAUAACAAAAAUCUAAUUACAUUUGUAAUCAGACUGAACAGCAGUUUUUCAGAAGACUUUUCCAGCAGUUAAAGGAAGUAUGUGAUAACUUACAUUAAGACAAUAGUAACACUGUGUCUGUCAGCUUUCCUAACAUUUAGUUAGUGUUUAUGUUGCUAGUCCUGUGACAUUGUAACCAGUUUCGUCUUUAAACCGUUCUGUAUAUGUGACAGUACAGCAAGCGUCCCCUCAUCUUAAAAUGUAACUUUUAUGACAUCACCUAUAUAACAACUACACAGGAACUGUCCACUUUAACACUGCACUACAGACACUACACGUUCCUGUAUAGAAUAUACACUUGAAGCAAAACAGAAGUUGAUACAUGUGUGAUUACAUAGGCUGUACUUCUGUAAUCCAUCUAUAACAUUAACCAAAUGAUCAGCAGUUCGUGUUGCUGCAUAUGUUAUUCAUGUGUAACUACACAGUUGUUAGAGACUCAGUAUAAAGGGGGACCAGAUUUGGUUCCUUUGUGCUUUUCAUCACAGUGCUGCAGUAACAGCCUCCACUUUUCUGGGAAGGCUUUACACUAGAUGUUGGAAUAUUACUGAUUUGAUUGCAUUUAGCCACAAGAGCAUUAGUGAGCAUUAGUCAGGCACUGAUGUUGUUUGAUUAGCUCUGUAUCACGAAUGUCACUCCAGCUCACUACAGCCCAGUGCAGGGGCGCUUUAUACGCUUGGCACUGGGCAUGGUGACCUUGGCUCAUGUUGGCAAUGCUUUUCCAUUAACAUUAUACAAACCCUAUUUCUGGACACUUGUAAAAUGCAAUAAAAACUAGAAUCAGUGAGAUCUA
Pygocentrus nattereri (red-bellied piranha) is the source of this 2788-nucleotide messenger RNA. RefSeq names its product ubiquitin-conjugating enzyme E2 J2. The coding region runs from base 297 to 1076 and encodes 259 amino acids. The transcript is spliced from 8 exons. The record is from RefSeq and is a predicted model, not a curated record. Lineage: Eukaryota; Metazoa; Chordata; Actinopteri; Characiformes; Serrasalmidae.